This is a messenger RNA of Cercocebus atys (sooty mangabey), 5650 nucleotides long. It is a transcript of the gene TRMT9B, whose product is annotated as KIAA1456 ortholog. The transcript has 3 exons. Gene Ontology annotation, molecular function: tRNA binding; S-adenosylmethionine-dependent methyltransferase activity. Bases 2369 to 3667 code for a protein of 432 amino acids. Gene Ontology annotation, cellular component: nucleus; cytoplasm. Gene Ontology annotation, biological process: tRNA wobble uridine modification. The record is from RefSeq and is a predicted model, not a curated record. Lineage: Eukaryota; Metazoa; Chordata; Mammalia; Primates; Cercopithecidae.
ACAGAGCAAGACUCCACUUCAAAAAAAAAAAAAAUUCAUCUUGUCCAGGAACUUAUUAUAUAAUAAUUAACUCAUUUUCAAACCAUUGUUUUCCUUAACAUAGUAGGUAAAAACCGUGCAUUUGCUAGUCUUCUGGCAACGAUGGUUACCGUGAAGAUAUUGUACUUUGCAGCUUAUAAGAAAGUGUGUGAACAGCAAGACUUUUGCAGUUGUAGGUUCCAAAGUUUGGGAAAUAUGCAUCCUCCUUCAGUCACCUAUGGUGCAUAGGCUGACCUGCAUGCCUUGGGUUGGUCCUGUUUUCCCCAGGAUGGAUCAUGAAGCCGCCCAGCUGGAGAAGCAGCAUGUGCACAACGUGUACGAGAGCACAGCCCCUUACUUCAGUGACCUGCAGAGCAAAGCGUGGCCUCGUGUCCGCCAGUUCCUCCAAGAACAGAAGCCGGGCAGCAUCAUCGCAGACAUAGGUAACCCACCGUUGGGCCAUGCAGCAUGAAAUAUCUUCCAUUGAGCCUUUGCUUUUGAGAUUCAUUUUUUAUUUUUGUUCUAAUAAGAAUCCUGAAAUUGUACCCUUGGCAUGCCAGUGCCUAGAAUAUUCAUUUUACAGCAGAAACUCAGACAGUCAAGUCAGCAGCAAGUAAAAAACUUUCUCAAACUCUUUUUUUUUUUUUUUUGAGGUGGAGUUUCACUCUUGUCAGCCAGAUUGGAGUGCAGUGGUACAGUCUCAGCUUGCUGCAAACUCCACCUCCUGGGUUCAACUGAUUCUCCUGCCUCAGCCUCCCAAUAGCUGUGAUUACAGGUGCCCACCACCAUGCCCAGCUGUUUUUUGUAUUUUUAGUAGAAACGGGGUUUUGCCAUGUUGGGCAGGCUGGUCUCGAACUCCUGACCUCAGGUGAUCUAUCUGUCUUGGCCUCCCAAAGUGCUGGGAUUACAGGCAUAAGCCACCAUGUCUGGCCUCAAACUUUACAUUUAGACAGUGACUUUUCAGGGCCUUUGUGUACAUCCUCCACCAAAACGGACCUAACAUUGAUUGAAUAAAUUAGGAUGGAAAUGAUGGCUUGUGAAACUGACCAUUGUAAAUUUAAAGACCUUCACAUUUGCCAAAUGUGUUCACCGCUGGUGGCUCACUUUGAGUGGUUCACAUGCCUUCUAUAGAAUUGUGAGAUUAUGCAAGAGGUCCAGUAAUGCCUUAUGAAUCUCAUGGGUCCUUUCCCUUAAUUAUUCUGUAGGUGUUUCAUUAUAGGAGCAUAUCUUUAAUUAGACAGUAUUUUCAUAAUAGCUUAUUUGUCUGGAGGACAUUGGUUCAGCAUCCUCCUAAAUCAAGAACUGGUAAACCACAGCUUAGUAGAUCUAGGACUAAGACUUAAGUUGUGGUUGGAAUCUCAUGCAAGGCCUGCCCACCUAAAACUGCAUUCUAACAAUUGCAUGCUGACUGCACCCAUGAGUCGUUAAGUCUGUAGUUGCAAAGUCUGUCUAGUUUGAUAUUCACUCUAAAUACUGGUAAGAGAAACAGACAUACUGGAACUUGUGACUUGCUGAAAAUGGUAUGAGUAAUGUGGAAUCUGGGGAAGGGGUGCAGGUCACAUGGAAAUUGGGAGUCUUUGAAAAAUAUCUCUACCAUGUAAUUUAAAAAAUAAUAAAUCUAGUUUCAGAAUGUGCAGUGAGUUUGGAUCUAUUACCACCUGUUAAUGUAAGUAAGCCACGUACCAGGAUCUUAAAAUCAGUGGGGAAAAGGAACUAUUAGGUAAAUGGCUUUGGGAUAACGACAUAUACAAUCAGAGAGUUACUUUCUCACACCUUACAUCAAAAUAAAUUCCAAAUGAAGCAAAGAUUUAAGUAUAAGGAAAUGCGCUCAUUAAAGGACUAGAUGACAACUAGAUUGUUAUUUAAAAUAUUCUCAGAGGCAAAAUGCCUAUGUAUGAUACACAUACAAAAAGAAAUCAUAAAAGAAUAUACAGUUCAUUGCCAUUACUCACAGUACUUACAUUUCAUAUAUGUAUCAUAAGCAUUGAAUUGGCAAAUACUGAAUCAUUACUCAUAGGGGAAAUAUUGGAUUAGGCUCCUGUAAGCUUUGGGUCACAACAUUUUUAUCAAUUUACCAAUGUGUAAGCUUGUUGCAUUUGUGCUUCUGUUUAAAGACACCUUGAUUACUAUGUAUCAUUAUUUCAUAAACAUUAGGCUCAUAGCCAACACACUAUAACUCUUUCCUGAACAAAGCUUAUCUAACACAUAUAUUUUGUCCAUCAGAGACAUCCCAGCCUUCUUAUGUUCAGGAACACUCGACGGCAUUUCAGCCCCAGGCUUAAGCUCUUUGAAACAGCAAAAUCACCAGUAAAAACUGUACAAAUGGAGAAAUCGUGGCCCUAAAUAGAUUAUGGAAAGGACACACGAUUACAGUAUGGGAGCUGAAAAAAGGAGGCUGGGUAUGUGGGUCUCAGGUGACUCAAAUAUUUUGCUGCACUGUUGUGGGACUGGAAAGUAUCUUAAAGUGAACAGCCAGGUACAUACCGUGGGCUGUGACUACUGUGGGCCACUGGUAGAGAUUGCCCGGGAUAGAGGAUGUGAAGCCAUGGUAUGUGACAACCUUAAUCUCCCCUUUAGGGAUGAGGGCUUCGAUGCCGUCAUCUCCAUAGGAGUCAUACAUCAUUUUUCUACGAAACAAAGAAGAAUCAGAGCAAUAAAAGAAAUGGCCAGGGUCUUGGUUCCUGGAGGCCAGCUGAUGAUUUACGUUUGGGCAAUGGAGCAAAAGAACCGUCGCUUUGAGAAGCAAGACGUGCUCGUUCCAUGGAACAGGGCCCUGUGUUCCCAGCUCUUCUCAGAGUCCAGCCAGUCUGGGAGGAAGAGGCAGUGUGGACACUCAGAAAGAAGCCAUCCCUACCAUCCUCCUUGCUCUGAGUGUAGCUGUUCUGUUUGUUUUAAAGAGCAGUGUGGUUCAAAACGGUCCCACAGCGUGGACUAUGAACCUGCUAUGGCAAGAACUUGUUUUGCAAAUAUUUCUAAGGAAGGAGAGGAAGAAUAUGGAUUCUACAACACAUUAGGAAAAUCAUUUCGUUCCUGGUUUUUCUCCAGGUCUUUGGAUGAGUCAACUCUGAGGAAGCAAAUUGAAAGAGUAAGACCCUUGAAAAACACAGAAGUUUGGGCCAAUAGCACUGUAACAGUCCAGCCUUCCAGACACUCUAGUUUAGACUUUGAUCACCAAGAGCCAUUUUCAACAAAAGAGCAAAACUUAGAUGAGGAAGUGUUUGUGGAAUCUUCUUCUCGAAAACACUUAGAGUGGCUGAGAGCACCAGGCACUCUGAAGCAUUUAAAUGGAGACCAUCAAGGAGAAAUGAGGAGAAAUGGAGGGGGGAGUUUUCUGGAUAGCACUAAUACCAGUGCGAAUUGUGUGGAUGCAGGUAACUUAGAAGAUGAUAAUCCUUCUGCUAGUAAAAUAUUGAGAAGGAUUUCUGCAGUCGAUUCCACAGAUUCCAACGCAGAUGAUACAAUGUCUGUCGAAGAUCCACAGCCUGAUCUUUUGGACUCCAGAGCCUUUAUGCGCUACUACCACGUGUUUCGAGAAGGGGAGCUCUGCAGUCUGCUCAAGGAGAAUGUAUCAGAGCUCCGUAUCCUGAGUUCUGGAAAUGAUCAUGGUAACUGGUGUAUCAUUGCAGAGAAAAAGGGAAGUUGUGAUUGACUGGAUCCUUUUAGACAACUCCUCCAAAAGACGAACCACAUUUUUUUUCACUAGGUUUGAUAUGGUUACCUGAAUUUGCAUUCAGUGUUAUUUGUUAAUACAUUUAUGAUUUGGUCUGCAGAGACUGUGAAUUAUAUGGUUGUUUUUGUUUUUAUCUUUGAAUAAGCACAGAUCCUGGCACUGAAAGCACUUGACAAAGGGUAUUUGUGCUUAAAUGUUAAUAUAAAAGAUCUGAAGAAGCAACAGAAAAUGCCCUUCAGUACAGCUCAGAUUUUUUUUUAACUCCUGAGAGAUAAAAUACAUUUAUAGUGUUUUUCAGUGUUACACAUGGAUUUAAAAAGAUGAUGCUGUUAAAUAAUCUUUUAAAACAGUAUUUUUAUAAAGUGAGGGGAUAAUUUCUGGUUCUCAGGUUAUAAUUGAGAGCAGUGUGCAAGAUAAUAGGUAAACUUGAUCCAUUGCACAAAUAUACGUUGAACCAUGUGAUGACUUAUCUUGCUGCCAAGGUCUUGCUUCUACUUAAAGUUUUCAGAAAACUGAGUAACAGUAGAGAGAACGAAGAAGUGAUACAAGGACUUUUCUAAAUUGUAAGCUAACUUGCUUCAAAAUAAGUUGACAUGUGAUAGUAAGGUUUUCAAUGUAACCCAGGAGGUUUUUAAAGGCACUGUUAGGCUGAGCAUGGUGGCUCAUGCCUGUAAUCCCAGCACUUUGGGAGGCCAAGGCAGAAGGAUCACUUGAACCCAGGAGUUCAAGAGUAGCCUGGGCAACAUAGCAAGACCCCAUCUCUAUAAAAAAUUAGCCAGGUGUGGUGGUGCAAGCCUGUCAUCCACGCUACUCAAGAAACUGAGGCAGGAGGAUCACAUGAGUCCAAGAGUUCAAGGCUGCAGUGAGCUAUGAUUGCACCACUGCACUGCAGCCUGGGCAGCGUAACAAGACUCUGUCUCAAAAUAAUAAUAAUAAUAAUAUUGAUAAACGCAAAUGUUAGCUUGUAAGUAGUGGAGGAUGUAGGUACUAGUAGCUAUAUGCAAGUACCCAAGUGGUAUUCUUCCAAUCUUAUUAGAAGCAUGAAUAUUCAAGAUUGAUAUUACUAUUGCUUAUUAGCAAGACUGUUAUCAAUCAUGCUUAUUAGAAGCAUGAAUAUCCAAGACCAGGAUUGACUAAUGAUGAGUCUGCAUCAAGAACUAGGCAUUUCUUUUGAGUCGACAGACUCUUUAGGAAAGGAGAAUCUAGGUGAAGCACUGAUUUUGGCUCUGAGAACAAACAGAUUAAGGUACAGCAUAGUUAGCCUUGGUAGAGGUAUGACUGGGAUUUGCUGUAUCCUAUAAAAUAGUGUCUGGGCAUUUAUUUUAUUGAAGGCAACUAUAUUUUAUUAGUUAUGUUAGGAAUUUAGGUAGAAUCAACUUCUACUUAUUAAAGGUUGAAUUUCUGUCGCUUUGUAGAGAAAUGAAUAGACUGGACACUGUGUGGUCAGUGUUUAGAUUUGCCCAUGGGUCUGUUUAAAUCUAUAUCAUGGAUCCUGAGACAUAUAUAAUUAAGACAGGUCUAGAGACAGGAGAAGCAGAAAUAAGUUGACCCAGGAGUACAGUCUCAAGUAGUUCAUGAAUGAGAAAGUGGACAUCUGACAAGAGUCUUUUACUUUGUCCUGGCUGAAAAUCGAAAUCUUGUUUUAUUUUUUCCACUAAAAGAGACUAAAAUAAUAACGAAUUUCAUUUGUUCUUGGGUUCUUUUUUCCUUUAAUGAUUGUGCUGUAACUUAAAAUAAUGAUGUUACUUUUGAACAUUUUUAAAGCAUAUCUGAGAACGAUUGAUGUUUAUAACUCUCUUUUGGCUUCAAAAUAAGAUUGUGUUAUCACCAUUUUGGUAGAUGAGGUUGUCUGAUGAAAAUGAUGUGUAUUACUUCUACCGUUCAGUGUACAUCCUGCAGUAGUGGACGAUUGAAAACAUAUAUAAGCGGAGUAUAAAUUAAAGAUUAAUUUGGUUUCUUCUA